AUUGAAUAAUAAUAAAUUGAAUCGAUCGUCCCGUCGAUAUGCGAUAGCGACGUUCAUGACGAUGAGACUACUUCCAGACCAUAGUGGCUAUGGAACUAGUUACUUACUUGGAAGAGGUAGCAAAUCUUCGUCCAAAUAAUUUCUAAGUAAGAGUCCUGGACGGCAAGUACCUACCUAAUGUUCAUAUAAGCUCAUGGUUCCGUGCAGAUGGGCCGUGAAGAAAUAGAGCACAAUAUCUAAGACUACAAUUGUAGUCGAGUCGGUUGCUAAUAUGCUGGCAGUGACUGCAUUUUCCGGCCGAGUUGCUCGCAGCAGCAAGAAAUUCCCAUUUCUACAGGCACUGGAGCCGCGUUCAGGGCGACUCCUCGUUACGGUGCCAUCUAGUGGCAGGACAGGAGGCUCCUGCGGCUGUGGACAUGGUACUGUUCGGAGCUUGUCUAGCUCAGCUGCAAGAUGGCAGCAAAAUGAUGCCAUGGUAGCCACGGUCACUAAUCCUGAUUUAGAAGCUGCUGCAGCGUCGAGUAUAGAGAAUUUAGCUGUGACGACGUCCGGCCAGAUUCCCACUAGCUACAGCCCCAUUACGAUGGUGCAGCAGUACGUAAUAUGGAUGCACGACUCACUGGGUGCGCCAUGGUGGGCUUCAGUUGGUUUGUUAGCACUUACAGUCCGAGUUGCAGUUCUUCCAAUGCAGGCAUAUGCCACGAUGUAUGGUUCCCGGUUCGUAGUUAGCACGAACGACAUCGAUUUGAAAACGGCGAAGUUCAACGAGGCCAUCACACUACGGCAAAAGCGGGAGGUGGAGAAUGAGGUUCUAGAGCUGCUGAGCGAGCGCAAGCUGGAAAACGUCCACCGUGCGUCACCGAUGUACUGGCUGGCUGCGGCCGGUCCGCUCCACUUCCUGUCAAUGUACUCGCUGUACUCUUUGUCUACCACGCCGUCCAUGCUGCCGGCAUUGUCAGCCGGUGGCUUGCUGUGGCUGAGUGACCUGACUGUACGUGAUCCGUUCGGGACACUAUCUGUAGCUAGUAUGCUUAUGUCCGUGAUCACAAGCAGAACACUGGCAGAGAAAGGUCUUCUCAAGGCAGGCACGCGCGGACCCACGCUCGUGUUUGCGGGCUGCUUCAACUUGCUCGUCGGUUAUUUCGGCACAUCACUCGUGCAGCUGUACUGGCUGUGUGCCUGCAUCUCCCACGUACUGGCCUCGCUGAGUCUGAGACUGCCGCCGGUUGCCCGCGCCCUGGAUAUACCUAGCAUCAGCAGUCAGCUGCAGGACCACAGCUUUGUGCCACUUCUCCAGGCCAUGCCCGUGCAAAGGCAACUGCCACCGGUCGAGGAGCUGCGUGCCAUUGCAGCUGAGCACAGGGAGGCACUGGCAGCCGGCUCAGCCAGCCUACCUCCGCCCAUCAUUGGGCGCUGGCUGAGCAGUAAGCCAGUCCGCGUGUCCUUCUUAACAGGACUCUUACACAGACGCCAGAGACCGAGCUCUCGCCAUGUGACAGUUAACAUGCGAAAGAGACGGGCCAGCUGAUAUCUGUCCGGCUGGUACUGAACAUAUUUGGUAUUAUAAUUCUUACCGCGCACUGACGCCGUACUUGAUCUCAUUGGAACUUUAUUUUCUUUCUAACCAGCUGGUGUUUGGAGCCAAGUUAUAGAAAGCACGUGGCUUUGGG
Molecule: messenger RNA, 1670 nt
Organism: Sycon ciliatum
Lineage: Eukaryota; Metazoa; Porifera; Calcarea; Leucosolenida; Sycettidae
Product: cytochrome c oxidase assembly protein COX18, mitochondrial-like
Exons: 1
Coding region: 272-1528 (418 amino acids)
Biological process (GO): protein insertion into mitochondrial inner membrane from matrix
Cellular component (GO): mitochondrial inner membrane
Molecular function (GO): membrane insertase activity
Source: RefSeq, a predicted model, not a curated record